GAUUGUAAACCCAAAAGAAAACCGGGAAAUUUCAGUAUCCUCUUUUACUCGACUUCUUGGCUAUGUUGUGUGUGUUUUCUUUUCUUUGAGUUCGGAACGUUCUUAAUCUGAAAGAAGGAAUUGUGGUUGUUUCUGUUCACGGAAAUGGAACAAAAACGCAAAAUUGGUGGUGAAAGAAUGAAUGAGGACAUGAUCAGUGAGUUACCUGAAGCUUUGCUCCUGCAUAUACUGUCUUCAGUUCCAACAAAAGAUGUCAUAGCCACUAGCGUUUUGUCUAAACGGUGGAGAUCUCUUUGGAAGAUGGUGCCAAAUCUCAAACUUUACUUUAAUAUGGAAUAUUACUCUUCAGAGGAUGUUUACAGGUUGCUGAAUUUGCAUAAAGCUCCAGUCCUGGAAAGUUUGCAUUUGUCCAUUGAAGAUAAAAGUGCUCGUUUGGAUAUUGGAAUAUUGAUUGGAAUCGCAUUUUCACGCCAUGUGCGUGAAUUGGUGUUGGAUCACUACCGUGAGGAUGAAACGACAGUCAGGUUUCCGAGUGUACUGUGUAGCUAUAACAAUACACUUGAGGUUUUAAAGCUCACCCAUGACUUUCUUUUAGACUUCCCUUCUCGGGUUUGUUUCGAUGCCCUUAGAGAGCUGCAUCUUUACCACGUGCAAUUCAAAGAUGAAGCAUCUGUUUGCAACCUUUUAUCUGGCUGCCCUAGGCUUCAAGAUUUGGUUGUGGAACGAUUUAGCAAUUUUGAUGUGGAGACUUACACUAUUGCUGUUCCAUCAUUACAGAGGCUUACCAUAGAAGAGGAAUAUAAUAUCUCAGAUGUAGAUGGUGGAGGCUAUGUGAUAAAUGCACCAUCUUUGAAAUGCUUGAACAUCAAAGGCCUCUGUUUUAAUGACGUCUGUCUGAUUGAGAACGCGCCAGAGCUUGUGGAAGCAAAGAUCGAAGAUGUUUCUGAUGUAGACAAUGAAAACAUUCUUGCGUCUCUAACUUCAGCCAAGCGUCUUUCCUUUUACUUUCCCUUAGAGAUUAAGUAUCCUAUUGGAACCAUCUUCUAUCAGCUGGUAUCUUUGGAGCUACAUAUACAAGGAACAAAUGGGUGGAAUCUAUUUUCAUUCAUGCUCGAUAGCUCUCCUAAAUUGCAAUCCAUCAAACUCGACAGCCCAUAUCGCGGAGACUGUCCGGUGGGGUGGGAAUGGAAUCAGCCGAAACGUGUACCAGAAUGUCUGUUGCUCCAUCUGGAGACAUUGGUGUGGAGAGGAUACGGAUGGGGACGAGAAGAUGAGAAACAAGUGGCCACAUACAUCCUCAAGAACGCUAGACAGUUGAAGAAAGCAACUUUCACUGAGUCGAAAAUGGAAAAGAGGAGAGAGAUGCUCAACGAGUUGGCUAAUGUAGUUAGAGCGUCAAAGUCAUGUCACCUUGUGUUCUAACCAGAUGAUCUCUAGACUUAUAUCUUUAGUUCUUUGCUCUUAUUUUUUUUAUCAGACUUAUGAUAAGAUUUAGCAUCUUAAUUACCUUUCUCGUUUUUAUGAUUCGAAAUUCUUAUUUAUGUGAAAGCUUUGAUUCGAGAUGCUAAGUAUUCUAUUUCGUUUA
Molecule: messenger RNA, 1585 nt
Organism: Raphanus sativus (radish)
Lineage: Eukaryota; Viridiplantae; Streptophyta; Magnoliopsida; Brassicales; Brassicaceae
Product: FBD-associated F-box protein At3g49020-like
Exons: 4
Coding region: 145-1422 (425 amino acids)
Molecular function (GO): protein binding
Source: RefSeq, a predicted model, not a curated record